Phytophthora nicotianae INRA-310 is the source of this 2658-nucleotide messenger RNA. RefSeq lists its product as hypothetical. The coding region runs from base 1240 to 2469 and encodes 409 amino acids. Gene Ontology annotation, biological process: ubiquitin-dependent protein catabolic process; positive regulation of mitotic metaphase/anaphase transition; protein ubiquitination. NCBI's taxonomy places the organism in Eukaryota, Oomycota, Peronosporomycetes, Peronosporales, Peronosporaceae. Gene Ontology annotation, molecular function: cullin family protein binding; phosphatidylinositol binding; ubiquitin protein ligase activity. The transcript has a single exon. Gene Ontology annotation, cellular component: nucleus; anaphase-promoting complex. The record is from RefSeq and is a predicted model, not a curated record.
GACGAGCAUCGUUGAACCGGCGAUACAUGUAGACGAGCCGGUUUGAUCGGUGGAGCUCAAAGUCUCCAUUGCGCUCUGCAGAAUUGGUACAUGUAUCUCCGCGGCUGAGCGCUUUGCCCUGAGUUGUAGCACUUGUAGUUGCAGUAGCAGCGGCCAUGAUAUCCACGAGAGAAUGCUGGCAAAUAACUCAUUUGAAAACGAGUUGAAGGUGCCUCGGCAGAAGCGGCUUGGAGACCAAAAUGCAACCGGAAGUGAGAUAUUUAGCUGCACGCAGCACUAUCCAGCUCCGGCAUUGGGAAUAGCGCAACGGAUUCUGGCGUACUGGUGGGGCGCUACCAAGACUGUUUGCCGUCCGUGUGUGUUCGCGUCGGAAACGUCAAAGUGCUGGUGUUUCUCGGUGUCCGGUGUUGUGUCGCGAUCAGCUCGGAGCUCUAUUACAACAUGCGCCACUGACUAUCGUCGUCGCUGGCUCCGUGCUCAUCGUGUCUAUUGCCGUAUUCGAGUCGGGAAAACUCGUCAGCGGCACGAGACAAACAGCACGCACUUGGGGGCACUUGGAAUCGGAGCGAGGAGUGAUUAUCCUGUAUUCGGACCCAUGCAGAAAAGCAAAUGGUGUUGCUGAAUUAACUCGUCGGAUGAUCAGCUUAUCCGCUUGGUUUUCUCCAGCACUUCAACGUCGCUGGUGAAGACGAGGCGCCGGCUUGUCGGUGCUUGAAGUUGUUGUCGUCUGAACUUUGGCCCGCGUUACAGUACAGUCGAUGAAGGUGCAUCCGAUCGAUGCAAAAAAACUCUUGAUCAUCUGCUCCAGGACGCCAGCUCGAAGACGAUUCAAGUCGCUUUUGCAGCAGGUGCCGCGGUCUACCAGCUAACGUGAAGAGCAAAGCAAACUAAUACUUGCAUUUCAUAGAGAGAGACCUUUGAAUCCGGUCGGAGGCAGACCGAAGCAACGCAAAAGAUAGGACGACCGGUACAGCCGGCAGCUCGACAAUCGAUCGCCCGCUUGUCAACUUUUUGCCGUGCACGCGCCAUCGUCAGCACUUGUGCACGGCGGACUUCCCUAACCCACCACUUGCCUGUCGCUUGCCAAUGCAAGUGCACCCGAUACAAAACUUGGUUGCCAUUCCCAUUUGCAAAUUUGCUACGCCUGCACCACUCACUCACCCGAAAGCAACAACAGUCAAGUGGCAAUUGUUCCCCCCCCCCCCAUCUUUUUAGUGUUUUGAGUUUCGCCGUUGGUAAAUGGGCAUCGAAAUGGCCACACCCUUCCAAUCCGAGACGUACGAGACGCUAGGACAGGCCUGGAUCUGGCCCAACAAGCAGCAACAGGUUGAUGCCUCUGCCAGCACAGCGGCGCGCACCGCCUCCCUUAAGCGCCGCACGGGCGCGCAACGCGCACUGCGAAAAAGUUGCAGCGAGCGUCCUCUGAAUUCGCCCGUGCGCGGUAUGGAAUUACUCACCUCAACAGGCAGCGCCAAUGUGUUGGACGUGGACGACAGCAACACCGUGAACCCCGCGGACGAGGACGACGAGCAGCGACGCCUACGCAUCACUGCGCGGGCCGAAGAGAUUUUGCGUGGCAAACGUUGCGUUGGAAUGUUGGUCGGUGCAACUUGCCCCGUGUGCCUCACGGAUGACGUUGACACGCAACUAUCCGAGUGUGGCCACCUCAUCCACGCCAAGUGCAUCAAGCGAUGGAUUCAAUCGGGCACGUGCUGCCCUGUGUGUCGCGAGGAGGUCGUGGACGUCGAAGAAGCAUUUACGUCUCCUGCCAAAAUGUUGCACCCCAUGACAAAGGACCGUCUCACUUCGUCCUCUGAAGCGACGUGUCUUCCUGAAGACGAAGAGGACAACCGAACCGAAGAUGCCGGUUACGACUGGGGGUGGUUCGAAGACUUUGACGAUACCGACGACGUCUCGGACAACAGCAGCGAAAUGUUUUACUCGUCACGCCGCUCCUUGCCAAACUUCCCAGCCUCGGCCAGUGUGCAGUCAAUGACGCCCAUGAUGAACCGAGAAAUGUCGAGAAAUUUCGACAUGUGUCGGACAUUUCCGCCACUCCAUGAGGCUUAUGACACUCCGUAUCAUCAGAGCAAAUACUCGUGGCUACGGGUGUUGCCGUCACACCGCCACAUUGCCGCAAACAUUCAGAUCCGCAGCUUCCGUAUCGUGGAGGCCAAAAACUCCAAGGCGCAACACGCCGAGUACCUCAUCGAGAUGCAACUGGACGGCCGCUACUUCAGCCGCUGGCGCCGGUUCUCGGAGAUCUACCGCUUCGUGUGCACAUUGGAUCAGAACCGGUUCCGACAGACUCUGGCGGCGUGGCAGCCUCUCGACGCUAACAGCCGCUGGUUCAACCGCCUCGAGCUCAGCUACCUGCACAAACGGUGCCGCAUGCUCGAGGAGUUCGCCCACGCUCUGCUGAUCGAGUGCUCCAACGCCCACCCGCUCGCUGAGCUGGUCGAGUGCUAAAACAACUAAAGGCACCGACCCAAAGUAACUUAUAUAUGCAGAAAAGUUUUGCACGCUAUGUAGAUAAAAGUACCUAGACGAGAGUAAUAGAGAUAGAAGACAAUGAAAUACACACCCAACUACACACCAACAAGGUAUUGUUGCGACGGGCACUAGAGGAAUUCCGAGAGCCGAAAGGAAUGCGAGACA